UCCUGCGCAGGCUCCGCUCCCUGUUCGCCCCCGCCCCUCCGCACGUCCUGCGCAGGCUCCGCUCCCUGUUCGCACCGGGUGACCUGCUAGCCAUGGUCAACCUGGGUCUGUCCCGGGUGGACGACACCGUGGCCGCCAAGCACCCGGGACUGGGGGAGUACGCCGCGUGCCAGUCGAAGGCCUUCGUGAAGGGCAUCUUCACCUUUGUCACAGGCACCGGUGCAACCUUCGGCCUGCAGAUGUUCAUUCGGAGGAAGUUUCCGUACCACUUCCAGUGGAGCGUGCUGGUGGCCGUGGUCACAGGCUCAGUGGCCAGCUACUGGGUGACCCGAGUGGAAUCACACAGAUGCAGCAACCUUUGGCUCUUCCUGGAGACGGGGCAGCUCCCCAAAGACAGGGGCACAGAUCAGCUAGGAGAGCUCCAGCUGGGGCGCAGAAGACCUGGGGCCGGAAACUUCUAGAACAUAGCCCUCAGGGCCUCCUCACCUCAGCCUCGCCCCCCAACACACACACCCUAAGGUGACCCAACGGUGUCCCCUGCACACAUGCAUGGCCAGGUCUGCCAACCUUGUGCAAACCUUUCUCCUGCCCAGGUCAGGCCAGAGGGGCUGUCUCUGCAGUGGUUGGUCUCCCAGAGGGCAGUGAGAAACAUGGUGGACACUGAGAGCUGGAAAGGAUCAGAGAGGCCCUGGGCACUUGGUGGAAGGGACUUCUGCAUGCCCUGGUGCUCUGACACUCCCUGUCUGACCCUGGCGUCCCCCGCAGUCAGAGGGGACAGCUGCUGCUGGGGUUGCUGGAUAAAUAAAUACCUUGCGUUUUCCCAA
Molecule: messenger RNA, 824 nt
Organism: Zalophus californianus (California sea lion)
Lineage: Eukaryota; Metazoa; Chordata; Mammalia; Carnivora; Otariidae
Gene: TMEM141
Product: transmembrane protein 141
Exons: 5
Coding region: 93-461 (122 amino acids)
Source: RefSeq, a predicted model, not a curated record